Messenger RNA from Danio rerio (zebrafish), 2381 nucleotides. NCBI's taxonomy places the organism in Eukaryota, Metazoa, Chordata, Actinopteri, Cypriniformes, Danionidae. The record is from RefSeq and is a predicted model, not a curated record.
GACUGCACUGCUUGAAGAGGGCACUCAGAGGGAUUUUACUUUCCUCUUAGUGAGCUCUCCUGCUCCAGAUCUCUGUCUCAUCCUGCUCUUUUUCUGAUCCUCACCCCCUCGUAGACGACAGAAGCCAUGUCUACUUCCUUCAAAACCUUCACCAGUAGUGGAAGCAUGAGCGGCGGCAUGGGCGGUGGCAUGGGUGGCGGAAUUAGGAAGAAUUUUUCUAGCAUGUCAACCAGCGCAGUGCCAAUGGGCAGCAGGAGCUCAGUGUCCUUCCGUCGCUCUGGUGGUGGUGGCGGCGGCGGCGGUUUUGGAGCAGGAUCUGGAGGAAGCUUCAGCUACAGCAUGGGUGGCGGUGGCGGUGGCGGUGGCAGUGGCUUUGGAGGAGGAUUCGGCAGUGGUGGAGGAUUCGGCAGUGGUGGAGGAUUCGGCGGUGGAGCAGGAUUUGGUGGUGGAUCAGCGUACGGGGGUGGAGCAGGAUUUGGUGGAGGGUUUGGACCAGGCGGUGUGGUACCCAUCACAGCUGUCACAGUCAACCAGAACCUUCUAGCCCCACUGAACCUAGAGAUCGACCCCAACAUCCAAGUUGUCCGCACCCAGGAGAAAGAGCAGAUCAAGACCCUCAACAACCGCUUUGCUUCCUUCAUUGACAAGGUGCGCUUCCUGGAACAGCAGAACAAAGUACUCGAGACAAAAUGGAGUUUAUUGCAAGAACAGACCACUACCCGAUCCAACAUCGAUGCCAUGUUCGAGGCCUACAUCGCCAACCUGCGCAGACAGCUUGACGGACUUGGCAAUGAGAAGAUGAAGCUAGAAGGAGAGCUGAAGAACAUGCAGAACUUGGUGGAGGACUUCAAGAACAAAUAUGAAGAUGAAAUCAACAAGCGUGCCGCAGUGGAAAAUGAAUUUGUCCUGCUGAAGAAGGAUGUCGAUGCUGCCUACAUGAACAAGGUUGAGCUUGAGGCCAAGGUUGACUCCCUUCAAGAUGAAAUCAACUUCCUUAGGGCCAUCUUUGAGGAGGAGCUGCGUGAACUCCAGUCACAGAUCAAAGACACAUCAGUCGUUGUGGAAAUGGACAACAGCCGCAACCUGGACAUGGAUGCUAUUGUUGCUGAAGUCCGCGCUCAGUAUGAAGACAUCGCCAACCGCAGCCGUGCUGAGGCCGAGUCCUGGUACAAACAGAAGUUUGAGGAGAUGCAGUCCUCUGCUGGCAAAUACGGAGAUGACCUUCGUAACACCAAGGCUGAGAUUGCUGAUCUCAACCGCAUGAUCAGCAGACUUCAAAAUGAAAUCGAAGCUGUCAAGGGACAACGUGCCAACCUGGAAGCUCAGAUCGCAGAGGCUGAAGAGCGCGGAGAGCUGGCAGUGAAGGAUGCCAAGCUCCGCAUUAAGGAUCUGGAGGACGCCCUGCAAAGAGCAAAGCAGGAUAUGGCGCGCCAGGUGCGUGAGUACCAGGAGCUCAUGAACGUCAAACUGGCCUUGGACAUUGAAAUCGCCACCUACAGGAAGCUUCUGGAAGGAGAGGAAUCCAGAAUUGCAUCUGGUGGCAAUACUGCAACUAUCCACAUCCAGGAAUCAAGCAGCAGCAGCGGUGGCGGCGGCGGUGGAUUUGGAUACGGUGGUGGCAGUGGAUACGGUGGUGGCAGUGGAUUCGGUGGUGGCAGUGGAUUUGGAUAUGGUGGUGGCUCAGGGAUGUCGAUUGGUGGCGGCUCUGGCAUGAGCAUGAGUGGCGGCGGUGGCGGUCAAAUCUCAAUGUCCCGUUCUUCUAUUGUGUCUAGUCAGAAGCGCCGCUUCUAAACCAAACACGUCCACCCAGAUCCCUCCUUCCAAAAUAUCAGCUACCACCUGGGCAACUCUUUUUCACUUUUUCACUCCACAUUUCAAUGUUUUCGUUUCUUUUUAAAGUGUUUAACGCCCCCCCCAAAAUGCCAUGACCUAAAAAGACAAAGUGUUAAAAACCUGCAGAAUGGCUUUUUACAUUCACUGUGCUGUCUUUGAUUCUUGUAUCUUCUUGGCAUUGCUUCUCCAACAGAAUAAAACUGUCCUUUAGGGGAUGCUAAAUGGGAAAAGAGCUAAUGAGACAGACAAAGCAUGGAGCUCAAGUAUUAUUUCAAAGUGAAUAGCUUUUGUUGCUCUGUGUCACAACAUGCAAGUAUUAAAGUGUACACAGAAUUGUGUUUAAAUUAAUUCUGCAGCAGUACAACGGCAACUUUUAAUGUUUACUCAUAGAGCAACAAAAGUUACCUUUUGAGAUUAUACUGUCAUCAGAAAGGAGUAAAUGUCUGGCAAAUGUCAGUUACACCAAUUUUUACUCUACCUGAUUUUGGAUGGGCUGAUGAGCUGUUCUGUACAACAUGGAAACAUCAAUAAAUCAGGGUUAUAUACAA